GCAUGAACAAUAUAGGAUUCGAGAUUCUCACUAUAGUGUUUAGUCAUUUGUACAAGACAGAUGUUGCACAAUGCCUUUUUGUUUGCAAAAGCUGGAAGGAAGCAGGAUUACCUUUUGUUCAUAAAGACCUAACGUGGACCUCUAGACAGGUUACUCGUUUAAAGAAGCGAAUGAAGCUACGUCCCAUUACCCGUGAUCGCUAUUUCAAACAAGGCAUUUUAACAAAAACACUCAGAAUCGAUCAAGAUCACUCUGACUAUCUUACAUACGACACAGAAAUGGACACUUACGAUAAACCAGACCUUAGCUAUGCCUUUGACAAAAAAGAUUGGCUAGCGCUUUUGAAAUACUUACCAAACCUAGAAGUUUUAGACUUCAGUGAAAGUGCUAACGGCAACAGAUAUCUUCGCUAUAUCAAAGAUGCAGAUACCAACAUUUUGCCCAAAAUUCAAGUCAUGCUCAACGAUGAAUAUGCACCCAGCAUGUUCGGGAAUGCUGAUAACAUUUAUCUCGGUGCCUGUUAUAGACACCGUGCAACAAUCACUACUCUUUAUAUAAAUUACAGACAGUCAGUUAUUGGUAUGGGCUCUAUAAACAUUCAAAUGCUCCCUUUGUUAAGAGAAUUCAAUAAUUUGACGCAUCUGACAUUCCAUAACAAAUGUGACGACCAGUUAACUACGUUUGACAUUCAAGAUGCUUGUCCUCACUUGAUUUUGCUUAAAUACAGAAGCAAAUUUGGCAUUCCAGAUUUCAAAGUUAAAGCAAUUCUUGAUGAACCGGACCCAGAAAAAUUGGAUCACAAACUGGUGGAAAUGGAGAUAGUCGUUCCAUCUAUAACAAAGAAUUAUGCCAAAUAUAUCAUAAAUUAUAUUUCUCCGUAUGUGGAUAGACUGGUGCUUAUUAUGAAAGGAGUGGAUUUAUAUGAUUGGAUUCAUGAAAUUGGCCACGACACUGUAUUGGAUCUUCUGCGCAGCUUUAACACUACGACAACCUCUUUCAGUAUUAGUUGGCUCCCCGGCAAGAAUUACGAGAGACAUUCUAUUCACGAUGACUCUGACACCACUAUAUUUUUCUCAUUGCUUCAUGCCCUGAGAGGCAACAAACGAAUGUUUUGUAACGGCGAUUAUGGAGAUAUGAACCCAUUACACAAAUCCAUUCAAUACACUCCAGAAAAUGGCCUACAUGUGAAAUACGGCUUGGGUUAUUUUGAUUAUUGCUUCCAAACCUUGCAAAAUACUGGUGUAGGUACUGACACUGACCCAUCGAAUCGCUCAAUCCUGGUUGCUUUACCAAAUAAUUUGGUUUCUACUAUCGGUCCAGAAAUUAUACAUAGUUUGCAGAUAGAAAUGCGCGACCGUGAUCCUGCUCUACAUAUGAAUUUUUUGCAGUAUGCAUUGUCAAAUUGCCCGAAUCUUCAAUACUUUAAUUAUUAUUCGAUUAAUUGUGGCCAUCAUAUUUUGCUUGGUCCAGACACCAAAGCUCGCCGAUAUGGUCCGAAAAAUAGGAACAGUUUGACAAACACAUUAAAAGAAAACAUAAAGGCGAUCAAAAUACGGAACAUGCUUCCAUCAGAAGAACUGGUACAUCUUAUACGCACAUAUAUGCCUGAUGUCAAGACACUUGUAUGUGGUGGUAAACCACCUUCUAUGGAUCAAGCGACUUGUAUCAAUGUAGACUUGACAGAGCUCCACCACUUGAAUUCGAUUUAUCUAGAUGCUACUUGCUUGGAUGUCCGUAUGACUCAUACAGUGUUUAUGGGGAUUCAAUGUUAUGGGGGAGUUCAUACUUACUACAGCCUGGGAAUAAAAAAGAAUAGAUGUACUAUCGAUUCGAUCCCUUUGGAUUAUAUGGAACAACAGACAAGGAGAGAAGAUAUAAAUACUCGAGCGACCAUUUUUCAAUGUGACAGGCGUGAUAUCAAAUUUGUCGUUUUCUAUGGGUAUGAUAGAAUUGCAGAGAUCGUAAAUGGACAGCUUGUUCACUUAAGAAAGACUGAGUAUAAUGACUUUGGCCUCUUCUUGUAAAGACUAUCCAUGUGAAUUAGAUUCUGAUAUAGGAUUCCAGAACCCUCUUUAAAAUGAGUAAAUGUUUGUGAAAUAAAAGAUUUAACCUCAUUGGGAAUAUCAGUUA
Mucor mucedo is the source of this 2130-nucleotide messenger RNA. RefSeq lists its product as uncharacterized. Gene Ontology annotation, molecular function: protein binding. The transcript has a single exon. The record is from RefSeq and is a predicted model, not a curated record. The annotation marks the transcript as partial. NCBI's taxonomy places the organism in Eukaryota, Fungi, Mucoromycota, Mucoromycetes, Mucorales, Mucoraceae.